GUGUGCUCUCUUUCUGGUGAAACUUGCGCCCGUUUGGUGAUAAAUGAGGACUGCGUCGACCGAGAGCAUUCUUCACAUAUUUAUGAAGUUAAUGAUAAACUCCUACUUAUGAUUAAGGAUAAUUUCGACAAGUUUGGACAAAGACCAUUUUGGACUUGAAACCAAGGCGGGGAAAGUUUAAAUGGACUUUAAAUGGGCUGAUGUCGGACUCGUGAAGGCGAUCCGGGUUUAUGGAUUUUAUUGAGUUUUGUGACUAAGACUAUUAGCCAUGGAUUUAUAGUUUUUUUUUCUUAUUUUCUUUUGAUCCAAGCAAGGACUUUGGAAAAAUGUGACCACCUGCUUUUUAUCCAAUUAUUUAUUAUUUUUCAUUUUUUAAGUCACCUUUUUAAAUCUGAGUUUUCCCUAAAAGAAGGGAUGGUUAUAAUUUAGUCUGCGUCUCCAGUCUCAAAGAAGAGCAUCAAUGGAUUGAAAGGCUGUACUCUCAGCUUCAAGUGAAAAAGUGCCUCAAGCAAGGUCAGGAGAUGUGUGAAGGAGUGUGACGGACGGCCAUGGGACUGGAGAGACGGUGGCUCCAGGCUGUCACCACUGCUUUAGCCAUCUGUCUGCUAAGUGUGUCUCAAGGUGGGGCAUCAUUGGUUCGUGCCAGAGAGGGGGGCUCUGCAGAGCUGGGCUGCAGUCUCACUCCUACAACCAAAGAAGCCACCACCCCAAACCUCUUUCCUCUGCAUGUGGUGGAGUGGGUGCGCCUCGGCUUCAACGUUCCCGUCCUCAUCAAAUUUGGAGUGUAUGCUCCUCGAGUUCACCCAAACUACAGGGGCCGUGUUUCUCUGACCCGGGGCGCCUCUCUGCUGGUGGAACGGCUGACCCUGGAGGACGAGGGCUGGUUUGAAUGCCGCAUCCUCCUCCUGGACAGCAAAAAGGACGACUUUCGUAAUGGCACAUGGACCUUCCUCUCCAUCACAGCUCCACCUGUGUUCAUCAAGAAACCACCAACUUUCGUGGAGGUUUUGCUCGGAGACUCUCUGACUCUCAGCUGCGGAGCCCACGGCAACCCUCGUCCAACUGUUGUCUGGCAUAAAGAUGAGAGCCGAAUAGAAAAACAUGAAAAAAUAAAAGUGCUCAAUGGUACCUUGUCUUUGGCCUCCGUCACAAGAAAUAUUUCAGGAGUGUACACAUGUCACGUGUCCAACUCGGAGGGCAACCUGACCCACUCUACGCAGCUGCAGGUUAAAGGUCCUCCAAUCAUCAUCAUCUCCCCAGAGGACACCACUCUCAACAUGUCCCAGGAUGCAGUUCUGCAGUGUCAAGCUGAUGCCUACCCUUCUAACCUCACCUAUGAGUGGUUAAAACAAGGACAGAACGUUUACCAUAUUGAGUCCCUUAAGUCCAGAGUGAAGGUUUUGGUGGAUGGAACGCUUCUUAUCCCUAAUCUCAUCCCAGAGGAUGCUGGCAACUACACCUGCAUCCCAACUAAUGGGAUACUGACCCCGCCCUCAGCGUCUGCACACCUUAAAGUCAAACAUCCUGCUCGUGUUGGCCGAAUGUCCCGGGAAACAUACCUGCCCUCAGGAAUGGAGGGAGUCAUAGUCUGCCCUGUCCAAGCUGACCCCCCUGUGUUGUAUGUCAACUGGACCAAAGAUGGGAACGAUUUGAAUCUUGACAACUAUCCAGGGUGGAUGGUGAACUCAGAGGGUUCAGUUUUUAUAACAACAGCCAAUGACAACGCAGUGGGCAUGUACACAUGUACGCCCUACAACAGUUAUGGCACUAUGGGGAGGUCUGAACCUACCAAGGUCAUUCUGCAGGACCCUCCAUCAUUUAAAGUGCUCCCUCGGCCUGAGUAUCUCCAGGAGGUGGGCAGAGAGUUGAUCAUCCCCUGUGAAGCCAGUGGAGACCCUGCUCCUAACAUAACGUGGAGCAAGAUUGGUCCUACUCCUCGUUCCCCGUACACUGUGCUGGCUAAUGGUUCCCUUCUGCUGCAGCCACUCAAUAAAGACCACCAAGGGGGCUGGGAGUGCUUAGCUACCAAUCGAGUAGCAACUGUCAGCACUGGAACUGUGGUCAUGGUGCUAGGUACAAGUCCUCAUGCAGUGUCCUCGGUUUCUGUGUCCACGGAGAUGAACCAGGCUAACGUGUCCUGGGUUCCUGGCUUUGACGGAGGAUACACCCAGAAGUUUACUGUUUGGGUGAAGCAGGCUUCCAGGGGGAAACAUGAAUGGGCAUCUCUGCCUGUCCCAACAUCCAAAAACUACCUGCUUGUGACUGGCCUGCUUGCUGGCACUGGCUAUCAGUUCAGUGUUCUCCCUCAGAAUAAACUCGGAUCUGGACCUUUCAGUGAAAUCGUCACUGUGAGGACACAAGCUGUACCAACAGAGGAACCAACAGUGGUCACUAAUCUUCCAAACCUGGAGCCUCCCAUAUUCCUGUCAGCCAACCGGACUGAGCUAGGUGUUCUCCUCCAGUGGUCUCCUCCUGAGGCUCCAUCCUCUCCUCUGACUGGCUACGUGCUGCAUGCUCGCAGAGAUCAGGGCCACUGGGUCAUCCUCACUAGCAACAUCAGCGCCAAUCAGAGUGAAAUGCUGGUGAAAGGACUGCUCAGGGACUCCAGUUAUGAUCUAAGGCUGAUGUCUCGUAGCAAUAAAAUACUCAGUGAACCCAGUGAGUCUGUUAACAUAUCCACAAAUGGGAUGGAGGUUUACCCUGUGCGCCCAGGUUACUUGGAGUUCAUCCCUGAGCCCCUGUUGGCCGGUGUGUUAGGAGGAGUGUGCUUCCUGUUUGUGGCUAUCAUCCUGUCGUUGGUCACAGCAUGCUAUAUGAGUCAGAGGAGACGGCACCGACGCAGAAAGAGAAGACAAGAUCUCCCAUCUGCCCUACAGAAGAGCUCAUCUCCAGAUGCUCGCUCACCUUCUCACAGUCCAGACAGCGUCCUAAAGCUGAAGCUGUGCCCACCACUUCCCUUCUUCCCAAACUCUUCCUCCUUGCAGUCUGAUCGGUCAUCGUUUGAUAAAGGGAGCCGGGGAGAAUACCAUGACCAGCGGAAACAGCUCCUGUCCAACUCAUCUCCACCACCUCAUUACACGCUCUUUGAGAGUCAUCUUGGGUCUCAGGCUCCCUCUCCGACGGCUCUGGAGUCCAUCUCCAGAGGUCCAGAUGGACGUUUCAUUGUCCAACCGCUGCUAGAGAGCUCCAGUCCCUCCAAUAAAAACCACUUGAACAAGGAAGCCCUGCAGAUUAACGGAGGGGCAGGUGGCUUAGGGAGCAACAGGACGUCUUUAAGGGACUCCCCAAAGUCGAGCAUUCUCAGCUCUGAGAGGGAUGAGAGGAAGGACUCUCCUCUCACUGUUGAUGUCCCAGAGCUGAGUAGACCUCCUCCAUCUCCUGGAAGAGUACGAGCUCUGGCCAGGAACCUUUCACGCCACGGCUGCUUUUACUCUGAUGAUGAGCAAGGCUCAGAGUCCCUGCUGGAAAGAGCCAGCUUUUAUUCUGACAACAGUGAGAAAAAACCCAGUGAUUCUCUCAGGAGGUGUCGCAUGCAGGCCAAUACUGAAGAUCUUUUUACUGGUUUGGGAGGGAGAGCCAAACGCCUGGAUAGAGACAGAGGCUACCAGGCCAUGGAGAGUCAGCUGACUAACAACAGCACCCAGGUCUCACAGCUUGACAGUGAGUUGGAGAGGGAAAACAUCAACAAGUGUGUCCAGCUUGCGAAGGAAAGGGAGGAGAUGGAGAGGGAGCUGGAGGGGUAUACUGCAGAUCCGAGGAUUCGAAGUCGUGGAAGAGAUGAGCGUCAGUCUGAUGAGACAGAGAGCCCUCACAGGGACGCAGUACAGUCAGAGGAGGAACCUAUUUGGAAACCACAAGAUGUCACCAUAAGACAGAAACACAAACCCUCAGGUCAGACAAGUCGGUUGUCAGACUAUCGCAGGGCGUGCUACUUCGGGAACACCAGCAGCCCCAUGGACCGACUCCAGUCAUCCCGCAUACAGUGGGACAUCAGCCCUGUUACAUCCAUCACCAGCCUCAUUCCUGUCCAGAGCCCCCGAGAGACCACGUCACCCCGGUCACAACAUCCUCGCACAUUGAGAGAAACCACACAGGACUCUGUGGAUGUGGAGUCAUCUCGCUCUCCAGUCACCCAGAACACCUCCCUCCCCAUGCUCUCUCCUGAUAUCACCACAGAAAGCCCCCCAUUCCUUUGUCUGCAAACCCCAGAGAGAGCUAGGUCAUUGAGUCCUCAGAGAGAUGCAGAUUUUUGCAGGAAGUCUUUGACGGAUCAGGGUUUGAGGGAAAGGACAGAGGACAGAGGAGCUGCAGGAUCUAGACAUUCAUAUGCUUAUGCAGGCUCUCAGCCUUGGGAUUCUUCAGCCAGAGGACCUUUAGUGGACAGUGAGAGGCCUACGAGUUCAGCAUCUGCACCCUUUAAUCAGCCCGACCGGACUGAAGAGGUGGACUUCACAGCAACAAGGGAUCCCAGUCCAUCCAGUUAUUCCACUCUACCCUAUGAACAUUGGGAAGUAGGUGCAAAGGCCAAAGAAAAGGACAGUAGAGCCCGGGAUGGCCGGCCAAGUUCUAGGUUUUACCCUGAGUUAGAGAGAGAGGGUGUGCGCACACGCUCCAGGAGGAGCGACAAGUGUCUCUUCUCUGAUAGUCCAAGCCCCAUUACAACACUGACUCUAGUAGAGGAGGUCGACAGUGACCAGUCCCAAUUUUCUGUCCCAGGAAUGUCAGGCUCCUUAAAGGCCAAGCCUGCAGCUCCGUCUCCCAAAAUGUCACCCCUGCAGACAAGUGCAAUUCUUGAAUAUCUAAGCCUUCCGGGUUUCAUUGAAAUGAGUGUGGACGAGCCUGUGGAAGAAGCUGAAGACACAGUCUCUGCUCAGCAAAGUUCAGAAUUAAAACAACAAAAAUCCCCCGGGGCUAAGCCUGAUGUAGUUCCUAGAAACUGGGAGAUUCACAUUCAGGAAAACAGGGACACAGAUACAAACAGAAAAGUUUGCUUUGAAGAAACUCGUCCAGCUGGUGCUGCGGAGGCCGGCUUUUACCUAGCUAAGAAACAAAGCUUUAAAAGCUCUCUACAAGGAGACGCUAGAGAUUCUUCGACUAGAGUGCGAUUUCCAGAUGAAACAAGAGCAUUGUCACCUUAUCCAGAAAAAACAUGCAGGCAGCUUUAUGACGAGAAAACACAGCUUCGAAGUGGGAACAAAAGCACAGACAGACCUGAAUCCAGCCUGGGAUCAAGGUCAGCUCACACCUUGUUCAGCGCAGCUAAAGGCAUGGCGGAUAUCGUGGCCAAACACUCACAGAGUUUUGUAGACAGUAGUGAGUCUUUAUCAGAGCAACCCCAAAGACAAUCCUCUCAGGGCAGCAGGGUGAAUAACAUCGCCUCUCGAAUAUGUCAAGCCCCCGUGCCAUUUCUGAAGAAAUCGUUCAGCAUGGGCCCCAGUAGGACCCUCUCAGGUUUUGGACAUCCUCGGCCAUUCUUAAAAAAAUCUUUCAGUUUGGGCUCGCAGAGGUGGGAGCACUUUGAGAGCCCGAGGACUUAUAUUUCAGAAAAAUGUUACUGGGACGAGUUCCCACAUCCAGAAGUAAGACUGAAGUCAUACAGUCUGGGUCGCAGUCCACCUUCCCUCCCUAGGCCCGGCCCCUCGUGGAGGGAGUACAUCCCCUUCAGACGGCCCAGUAUGGGGAGCUUAGAGAGGCUUCAUCCUGCACAGAGAUCUUUAGCUAGUCCUCCCUACCUCACUCAACCCAUGUACCCACCCAGACAAACCUCCAUCUCCCCGCUGCUGGAACCAUCAGAUCCUCGCCGACAAGCUGCUGUGUUCCCAGACUCCUCCAGGUGGUCCCCCUCAUUUCAGGAUCACAUAAGGUCUGCUCACUAUGUCCCCAUGCCCUCCUCGAUCCCCAUCCCCCAGUACCAACCCUGGCCAGCAUCCAGGGGGGAAAACAUGAGGUCUGUGGACCCCAGGAGGGGCCCUCCAAGGUCCUACCUGCCCAGGGGUAUCAGCUGGCCCUCACCUUACUACGCCCCCUUCCCGCCCAGAGAGGGAGAGGGCUACAGACAGCCAGACAGGAUGAUGGGGAGAGGAGGGGAGACAGAGAUCAGGGAGGGAGGGCGUGCGAGCUACGCCAGCCAGAGCAGCGGGAGAGGAAGCGCCGGCCUCUUCCGUCAGUCGCUGUCCAUAACCCCCACGUUGCUCAGCUCCCCCGAAACCACAGAGGAGAGCGACCGGCACCGAGCAGAGAUGGAGCUGCCAGAGAGGAGAGCGAAAAGAAGGAACACAUCAGUAGAUGAGAGUUAUGAGUGGGACUCUGCUGAUGCGUGCGCAGACUCGGAGGUCCUGGAGGCUUCGAGGUUUGAUCAGUCACAGAGCAGUUUACGGAGAGGCAGGGGUGAACUGAGGCAUGAUCAAACUGCUCGCCUCCAGGACCAGACACAGAAAGGCCCGUCUCCCUCAGUCAGCCCGCCAGUUUCCAACCCACCUCGCUGCCAGUACAGCCGCUCCCUGAGCGAAGCGCGUUUCAACGCUCUCCGUCAGGAGUACCAAGAGUACAGGCGGGCUCAGGAGUCCAUCUGCACCCGUGAGCCCUGCCGCGCCCCCGGCCAUGAAACAGACUCUGACUCCAACUCAGCACUGCUUUAGCAGCUUAACUCGGUUUAUCUAAGGAAGAUACCAAAUAGAAGUUUUAAUUAACAGAAGACAGCACUGUGGCCCUGGACAAUGUCAUCUUUCAGAACUCCUCCUGUUACAGCAGAUUAAAGUUAGAUUAUUUAAAAAGACAGUAUUUCAUGCUGUGUGCCAUCAGUUGUGACAGACUGCAAAUCUUCAGUUGUAAUCACAAGAAAUGUUCUUUGUUCAUGUUCUUGCUCACUUCUGCUCUGCAUAAUGAAACUGAGAAGGGAUUGUUUUUUUUUCUAUGUGCUCUGUGCUUUGGGAAUUUAUUUCUUAAACUUUGACAAUCAGGCACUUGGGGCCCUUCAAGGACAUGAAAAAACUCCCUUCACUAGAGCAGGUUUACAAUUCGGAAUUGAAACAAAAUGCUUUAUAAAAGCAGCAGACGCUGAAGUACGAAGGGUUUAUUUAACGUUUAUGUCCAUUACAUCAGGGACUUUUCUUUUUUAAUGGAUGGAUGCUAACGACAAUGAUGGAGGUUUGUUAAAAGAAAGCACCUGCUUGUUGAAACGUCCGUAAUGUUAAGUGUUACCAGUUCAUUUCACCUCCAUCCCCUGAAUACGACCCAAGUACUCAAGGAAUAAACUCUGAGUUUUGUUCUUUGUUACAAAAUCUUUGUGCUGUUCUUGAUAUCAAACUAUUUCUCUAAAACAAGUUUACUGUAUUUUAUCUCUCACUGUUAUUUUUCUACUGAUUCCAUGAGCUCACUUUCCAUUUGACUCAUUCGUUCCAUUGUCAAGCAUUUAUAAAUCAAAUCCCAUCAAAAAGGCUCCCAGUAUUUGUAAAAAUGUUUAUAUGUACCUUAAUGUGAAUGGUCCUACUGUUGUAUUGUAUAUUCCACUUCAUCAUUUCAUCAGAUGAGAAAAUGCUACUUUACUCCACCUGAAUCAGUCUAACCUUGCCUCUGAUGACAGAAAAACUUGAUAAGAAAAACAGGGAAAAAAGAUUUUGCCUUAUUUUUGUGAAUAAAAGAUGAGCUAAUUGAUGGUUUAGCUAACAUGCUAAAAAAAACUGAUGGCAGGAUUUUUAAAAAUACUGAAGUUUUGCUCACAUGUUGAGUAUUUCUGUAUAUUUAUUGAAGUGAGUUAUGAUAUGCAACAAUGUUUACAAUUCACAUCAAUGAUGUGAAGGCAACACUGUGAAUAUUUCAUGGAUUUCUGCUUUGAGUGUUGUGCCCAUUAGGCUACUUUUUUUUUUUUUUUUUUUAGAUUUUUUUUUACUAAAAAUGACAAGAACUGUUUUUAACGUCACCCAAGGAUCAGAGAAGUACUUUGGGAAGGUUCAAGAUUUGUACUGUAUUUACUUUGAUAACAGAUGAAACUAUUCAAAUGGAGAGAGUACGCACUUCUGAUGAUGGUUUUGAAGUUUUGUACA
Cheilinus undulatus (humphead wrasse) is the source of this 8042-nucleotide messenger RNA. It is a transcript of the gene igsf9b, whose product is annotated as immunoglobulin superfamily, member 9b. The transcript is spliced from 22 exons. The coding region runs from base 549 to 6638 and encodes 2029 amino acids. Gene Ontology annotation, biological process: cell-cell adhesion. Gene Ontology annotation, molecular function: protein binding. Lineage: Eukaryota; Metazoa; Chordata; Actinopteri; Labriformes; Labridae. The record is from RefSeq and is a predicted model, not a curated record.